UCCAUAAUGUUUGAAAUCGCCAGAUAGACUGGUGUAUUGGCCCAAUAAUCCAAGGCGCAAUCGAAGAACAUACUACAAGAGGUCCUUGUGACCACUAGCUCACGAUUAUAGGGAGACUUGGUUAUCUGUUGAGCGGUAAAUUAAGCACGGGGUGAGCCAUCGAUCAAAUACCAUAUCUUCUGGCCAAGCGUAAGGCGAACGAUGUGAUAGCAACAUGCAUAGCUGGUGAUUGCCACAAUGGAGGAGGUAAUACAUGUUAAUUUGCACGAAUCUACAAAAUAACAUACAACACUCCCGGAAUUUUCAACCCUACUCCCAUUAAAUCCCCCAUUCCCUACCAUAACUCAAACAAUAUCCACACCCUCCAAUCCAUACAUCAUCAAUACAUCCUAAACAUCAUCCUCUUCUCUCCUUCCUAAUCUUCAUAUUCGAUUAUGCUCUUACAAAAGAGCGGCGGCAAUACCAGCAGCCAUCAACAGACCACCGACCUGCUGAGCGGCCGCACCACCGGUGAAUGGGGGGAUAUCACUGGGCUUGGGGGGAGAUGGGGGGAGACCACCAGUGGGAAUAGCAGGCGGGAUGAUGGUACCGAUGCUGCGGCUGGGGCUUGGGCUGGGAACAGGAGUCCAGGCUGGAGGAGCAGCGGGGGGCUCGGUGGUGGUCUCAGGGGGGUAUGUGGUAGUCUCGGGCCAGAUGGGCUUGAUGGGGCAAUACGUCGUGUACCAAGGGACGACCUCCGUGGUGACCUUGCCCUUCCUGGCGGGGCAGUCGGUGACGGUGGGAGGGCAGUCGGUGAUCGUGUGGACAGAGGUGGUGUACACAGUCGACACGGUCCAUGGGCCGGAGGGUUCGGCGGGAGGGGCUGGCGGCGCUGCCGAUGGGGUGGGCCAUGCCUCCGAGGGGGCGGCGGGCGGUGCUCCGGAGGGGGCGGGCCACUCUCCGGAGGGGGCGGCGGAGGGGGCGGCUCCCCCUGGAGCGGGCCAUGCUCCUCCGGGCGCAGCUCCGGGCGGGGCGGGGGCGGCAGGAGGUUGAGGCCAUGGGCCAGAGGGGACGGCAGGCCAUGGUGCCUGAGCACUGACAGCGGCGGCAACGCCGAGGACGGAGAUGAUUGAGGCCUUCAUCUUGUAAGAGUUGGAGAAAGGAGUUAUCUAGAAUUAGAUAGUGUAAAGAAUGUAAAUGAAUCGAAGAUUCUAAACGAUGGACGGCGAGUUGGCGA
Molecule: messenger RNA, 1216 nt
Organism: Amorphotheca resinae ATCC 22711
Lineage: Eukaryota; Fungi; Ascomycota; Leotiomycetes; Helotiales; Amorphothecaceae
Exons: 4
Coding region: 435-1112 (225 amino acids)
Source: RefSeq, a predicted model, not a curated record